This is a messenger RNA of Scheffersomyces stipitis CBS 6054, 510 nucleotides long. Its product is annotated as TRAPP subunit. The record is from RefSeq and is a predicted model, not a curated record. Gene Ontology annotation, biological process: endoplasmic reticulum to Golgi vesicle-mediated transport. The coding region runs from base 1 to 510 and encodes 169 amino acids. Gene Ontology annotation, cellular component: TRAPP complex. Lineage: Eukaryota; Fungi; Ascomycota; Pichiomycetes; Serinales; Debaryomycetaceae. The transcript has a single exon.
AUGACGAUAUAUUCAUUCUACAUCUUCGAUAGACACUGUAAUUGCAUCUACAACAGGGAGUUUACACAUUUGGAUCAUGCCAACGCCUCAGGGGUAGGUCAGGUGAAUAAGAAUAACGACUCCAAUGCUUCCAAGUUGCUAUUUGGUAUACUCUAUUCGCUCAAGACGAUCUCAGCCAAACUCAUAGACCUGGAAUCAGAGGCUGAAACCGCAGUGGCCAAUGCCCUCAAGUCUUUCACUAUCGGACCAUAUAGAGCACAUUACUUGGAAUCGCUUACAAGAUUGAAAUUUGUACUUGUCAGCGACGACAACAUUGACAAUUUGCAGGCCAUCUUGUGGGAGUUGUAUUCAGUCUAUUACAUACGGAACGUAGUACAUAAUGGGUUAUCGCCCAUCGAGUUCAAGCAGUCGGAUGACUUCAAAGAGAACGAAACCGUGGGGAAAAUCAGCAAUUCAGGGUUUAUCACGGAAACCGACCAAUUUCUCCAGUCUCUUCGUUUCUUCAAUUGA